Molecule: messenger RNA, 1714 nt
Organism: Galeopterus variegatus (Sunda flying lemur)
Lineage: Eukaryota; Metazoa; Chordata; Mammalia; Dermoptera; Cynocephalidae
Gene: RSL1D1
Product: ribosomal L1 domain containing 1
Cellular component (GO): 90S preribosome
Source: RefSeq, a predicted model, not a curated record
CUGCGUGAGGAGAGGGCGAAAUGGAGGUCUCGGGGUCCAAGCUGCAGUCAACCUCAGCCGCGACUGCGACCUCCACGUCGACUCCCGCGGCCUCGACCACACCGGAGCAUGUGGAUAAAGAGCAGAUUAGAAAGGCAGUGGAAGCUCUUUUGGCACAUUCCAAGUCCAGGAAAAACGAUAAUGGAUUGCUUUUGAAUGAGAAUGAAAAUUUAUUUUUAAUGGUGGUAUUAUGGACAAUUCCAAGUAAAGAACUGAGGACCACAUUGUUUUUGCCUCAUGGUAUUCUAUCAGAUUUAGCAGAAAUCUGUUUGUUUACUAAGGACGAACCCAAUUCAACUCCUGAAAAGACAGAACUUUUCUAUAAAAAGCUUUUGAAGAAGCAUGGAAUUAAAACCAUUUCUCAGAUUAUCCCCCUCCAAACUUUAAAAAAGGAAUAUAAAGCCUAUGAAGCCAAGCUCCGCCUCUUGGGGAGUUUUGACUUCUUCCUGACUGAUGCAAGAAUUAGGCGGCUUUUACCCUCACACUUAGGGAGACAUUUCUAUCAAAGAAAGAAAGUUCCAGUGUCUGUAAACCUUCAGGCCAAGAAUUUAUCGAAAGAAAUCAAUGGGUCUUUAGGUGUAACAGUCUUGAACAUCUCUAAAAGUGGUUCUUGCAGCUCUAUACGAGUGGGUCACACUGGAAUGCAGACUGAGCACAUCGUUGAAAACAUCGUUGCUGUCACGAAAAAGCUUUCAGAGAAAUUGCCGGAGAAGUGGGAGAGCGUGAAACUCCUGUUCGUGAAAACUGAGAAAUCAGUUGCCCUUCCCGUCUUUUCCUCAUUUGUCAGCAUUCAGGAUGAAACCAACAGAAAACUCAUUUCUAACGAGAAGGAAAAAGCGGCAAAGAAAAGACACAAAGAAAGAAAAUAUCUUGAAAAACAACAGCGGUGGAAGAAAAACAAAAAAAUAAGGCGACAGGCUAGGAAGGCUGCGUCAGUCCAAACUAAAAGUGGCAUGUCAUCUAAAAUUAGUGGUGCUCCAGUGAAGAAUCCUGGGUCCCAGAAGAAAAAGACUGGCAGAGUAAAGGCCCAAAUGAAAGUGACAAACAAAUCCGAAGGUGAAAUUCCACAACUGGUACCAAUAGGCAACACUCCAGCUAAAGAAAAUGUAGAGAUGCAGAAACAUGUCACAGGAAAGAGGUCUCCAAAAAAGAGUCCUGAUCCCAACAAACCUCGUGGGAAGAAGAGGAAGGCCUUACCAGCUUCAGAGACCCCAGGUAAAGGCCCAGGGAAGAAGCCAAAAAUCAAAGAAGAGGCGAGAAAAAAAGACCCAAGAAAGACUCAAAAAAAGCCAGAGGCCAAGUUCUUCGCUAAUGCUAAUAAAUCUGCAAGAGAAGCUCCCCACACCCUUAAACCAUAGCCCCAAAACUCAGAGUGCUCCAGUUGACCUAAAAUCAGUGAGUCAACCAGAAGGAAAUAGAGCUAACUGAAGAGCUUUUUAAAAAUACUGGGUUCCUGAUCCCUGUUGCAACCUUUGCCAAGAUUGAGGCUCGAUCUUAAAUAUGUUUUAAAACCUUCACAGGUUAUCCUGAUGUAUGUUCCUGGGUGUAAGAACCAGUGGUUUGAAGUAAAAUCUGCUUUUUAAUUAUAUUUACUAAUAUAAUAGAGGGAAAAUAGCAUGCUUUUCUGUGGAUGUGUUUUUUUAUUAUUAAAGUAUAAGAUUUGCUUUUGAGUAGA